Molecule: messenger RNA, 1191 nt
Organism: Spinacia oleracea (spinach)
Lineage: Eukaryota; Viridiplantae; Streptophyta; Magnoliopsida; Caryophyllales; Amaranthaceae
Product: meiotic recombination protein DMC1 homolog
Exons: 14
Coding region: 142-1170 (342 amino acids)
Biological process (GO): DNA recombinase assembly; reciprocal meiotic recombination; chromosome organization involved in meiotic cell cycle
Cellular component (GO): nucleus; condensed nuclear chromosome
Molecular function (GO): double-stranded DNA binding; ATP binding; ATP-dependent DNA damage sensor activity
Source: RefSeq, a predicted model, not a curated record
GGACCUCCCGUUCACCGAAGAGCCACUCACAAUCACCAUUCCUCUCUUUCUCUCUCUAACCACACACACAAAAACUCUUUUCUCUCACUAAAAUUCCCAUUGUUCCUCGCUCAAAAAUCAUCGUAGCUUUCUCUCUCUACAAUGCCUGACAUGUACGCACUUAAAGCUGAAGAACAGAGCCAGCAGUUGCAGCUUGUUGAACGUGAAGAUAUCGAAGAUGAAGAGGACUUGUUUGAAGCUAUUGACAAAUUGAUUGCACAUGGAAUUAAUGCUGGAGAUGUUAAGAAGCUUCAGGAUGCUGGAAUAUACACUUGUAAUGGCUUAAUGAUGCAGACAAAGAAGAAUUUGACUGGAAUUAAAGGAUUGUCUGAGGCUAAAGUUGAUAAGAUAUGCGAAGCAGCUGAGAAGAUUGUGAAUUAUGGGUACAUUACUGGAAGUGAUGCUUUGAUCAAAAGAAAGUCUGUGAUUCGUAUUACCACUGGGAGCCAGGCAUUAGAUGAGUUACUAGGAGGUGGAAUCGAAACAUCAGCAAUUACUGAAACAUUUGGAGAAUUUCGCUCUGGAAAGACUCAGCUAGCACAUACUCUAUGCGUCACAACGCAGCUUCCGACUAGCAUGAGAGGAGGAAACGGGAAGGUUGCCUACAUCGACACUGAAGGAACUUUUCGACCUGAUCGUAUUGUGCCAAUUGCUGAAAGGUUUGGGAUGGAUGCUUCUGCAGUCCUAGACAAUAUCAUAUAUGCUCGUGCAUAUACGUAUGAACACCAGCACAACCUACUCCUUGGUCUGGCAGCAAAAAUGGCUGAGGAACCCUUCCGACUACUGAUUGUUGAUUCUGUCAUCGCUCUAUUCCGAGUGGAUUUCACUGGAAGGGGAGAACUUGCAGAGCGACAGCAAAAACUGGCUCAGAUGCUGUCUCGUUUGAUCAAGAUUGCUGAAGAGUUCAACAUCGCUGUCUAUCUUACUAAUCAAGUUAUUGCUGACCCAGCUGGUGGAGUUUUUGUUACGGAUCCAAAGAAGCCAGCAGGCGGUCAUGUACUUGCCCAUGCAUCAACAAUUAGGUUGAUGUUCAGGAAGGGCAAGGGUGAACAGCGUAUCUGCAAAGUGUUUGAUGCCCCAAACCUACCAGAGGCUGAAGCUAUAUCCUUUUUCUUCUGCUUUCGCAGCUAGUGUCAAUUGCGCUACUCUAUA